AUGUCGGCAGAAAGCUCAGGUCUUUCCUCCAUUUCACCAUUUCAGGAAUAUGAAUCGGAAACCAUCACCGGCAACGAAAGACCGGCAAAGAGACAAAAGGUAGCUGCAGCGUGCGACCAAUGCAGGGAGAAGAAGAUCAAGUGCGAUGGCCGGAAACCGCUGUGCCGGCCUUGCGAGCGAAGAUACGGCGCGGCAGCUCAAUGCGAAUGGGGGUUGAGAAAGACGCGCAGUAUCGGGGCCUCCAAACUGGAGAUCAUGCGACUACAGUCCCGGAUCGAUGAACUGGAAAGGUCAGGCCGACGAAAAUCGAACCAGCCAGAAGGCGCCGAACACCAGUCUCCGCCUCAAUCGACGUCAGAUCGGAACCAUGACAGUGGCGCAAAUGCGAUGAUGGGGCUGAUGGAAGAAGGCGAACCUGCUGAGGCGGGCGUCGUAGGCGAUUCGAGCGCGGCGAGCUUCAUGAACCGCAUCAAAGCCGCACUGGACCAGCAACUGACCCCAGAUUCCGCCCAACAAGCAUCCUCAACGGUGUCUCCGGUACCAACCGGUUCGCAGCGACAAAGACGGUUCAAGAACCCUGACUAUGUCCUUCCUCCCAGACAACAGGCCGAUCGGCUGCUGGAGGUAUACUGGAGGAUCGUCGAUCCCCUCUAUCCUUUUGUUGACAAGGAUGAUUUCAUGGGCAAGUACCAGACUCUCUGGACUGGGAAUCCCACAAUGGAUGACGAGGUCUGCUUUAUCUGUCUCCUCAACGCCAUCUUCGCCAUCUCCUGCAUUUUGGACUCGUCCAUCCGCCCGCCAGAUCGCGUCAAUUCCGGCGAGGGCUUUUACAAACGCGCAUUGGUAUAUUUCAACCUCGAAUUCCUGCAGUUCCGCUCCGUGCACACCGUCCAGUGCCUCCUGCUCCUCGCCCAGUACCUCCAGAGCACUAGCGAGCCGCAGCAAUGCUGGCUGUUCGCGGGCCUGGCCAUCAGGAUCGCCCAAAGCCUCGGGCUCGAUCUACCCUCCACCAGUACCCGGACUUCCAAUGGCAAACCGAAUGAGUUGUUCCGCAAGGUCUGGCACGGCUGUGUGCUCAUGGACCGAACGCUGUCCAUGACCUUCGGACGUCCCGGAAUCAUCACUCCGCAAGCUGCUGUUUCGGUGCCUAGGCCUCAGCCUCAUCCCGACUCGAGCGAAUGUUCGUGCCACACAGACCACUACGUGUAUCAGCCGUCUUCCCCCGAUCUCCACUUCUUCAUCGAAUCUCUCAAGCUGUACGAAACCAUGAGCGAGACGAUCGUGGCCCUCUACAGCCCAACAACAUCAGCGGAGGAGUCUUCCGAUCCAGCAGAGGACAGCUACACUCGCUAUUUUGGCGGCAGCCUGGGCGCAAAAGCAGCCGGGACCGUGCUGGAGAUGGACAGCAAAUACUGGAUCUGGCGACACCGUCUGCCCUUCCACCUCCGGCAUUCUCCCAAAUCGUCAUCCGAGAGCAUGAACCUGAUUCACGCCCGGCAGGCCAAGGUGCUCUUUCUCCGAUACUGUCACAUUCGAACACUGCUCUUCCGGCCAGUCCUUUCCCGCUUCUGCAUGACGAGCAGCCAGAACGACGACCAAGAAGACCUUCACGUCGGCGGAGGCGAAGACACCCUCGCGCGCAAGCUCGCCCUGCAGUGCUCGGUCAUGUGCGUGCAAAGCGCAUUGAACACGGUCGACCUGUUCGGCAGGAUCCACGCAGAGUGCCGUCUAGAGCUGCUCGACGAUCUCCUGCCUGCGUGGUGGUACAGCAUCUUCUAUCUGUACACUGCAGCGACGGUCCUUGUCGCCGCUCGGCUCAAUCCAACGGUCGAGGCCGAGGUGGGCGGCGACGAGGUGAUCAUGAGUGCCGCUCGGACCGCGACGGCCGCGCUGCAGAGGUACGGCAGUUUCGGGAAACACGCCAAACGCUGCGCCGCGGCCAUUGCGCUGCUGUUUGAUCAGAUCCCUCCACGCCACCAGCCAUCGCACAGAGUGCAAACCAGGACGACGCCCUCGGUGCAGGCCCGGCGCGGCAACACAGGCGACAGUGGUGGGAAUGUGCGACGGUCAAGACUCCCGCCGAAUGCCGACGGUGGCGAUGUCCAUCCCGAUAUCACGAACGGCGGCUCCCAGGCUUGGACGACAUUCAAUCACCCCCAAACCCAUAAUCGAAGUACACUUACUACACCCCCCGCCACUCGUCCUGCUGGUAGCAUGAUUAGCAGCGCCAAUACCAAUAUCAGUACCACCGCGCCAACGCUAUCAAGCAGCUCCUUCACGACCACCACCGCCGGACCCGACCACGGGAAAACAACCGCGCCGGCAUCGGUACCGUUCAUGCUGAGCAACGACAGGGGCAGCGGUGGCGGUGGCGUGCCGGAUUUGUCGUCAUCCAGCUUCAAUCUCGACUUCGACCUCAAUCUCGAUCUGGGCGGCGACAUGUCCUGGCUGAGCAGCAUUCCCUUCGAUUUGUACGGGGAGCUGUAA
Messenger RNA from Fonsecaea multimorphosa CBS 102226, 2487 nucleotides. RefSeq lists its product as uncharacterized. The transcript has a single exon. The record is from RefSeq and is a predicted model, not a curated record. Bases 1 to 2487 code for a protein of 828 amino acids. Gene Ontology annotation, biological process: positive regulation of transcription from RNA polymerase II promoter by galactose; DNA-templated transcription. NCBI's taxonomy places the organism in Eukaryota, Fungi, Ascomycota, Eurotiomycetes, Chaetothyriales, Herpotrichiellaceae. Gene Ontology annotation, cellular component: nucleus. Gene Ontology annotation, molecular function: RNA polymerase II cis-regulatory region sequence-specific DNA binding; zinc ion binding; DNA-binding transcription factor activity, RNA polymerase II-specific.